ACUUAGCUGGAGGAACGGCGGCUCCAAACUUGGAGCGCGGUAUUUUUACCCUCGGCGCAGCCUAUAUAAGCUAGGGUCUGCCCACAAUCUGCCCGACACAGGAUCAGAGUCAUGGCCCCGAAAAAGGCGAAGAAGAGGAUGGAGAAGGGAAGUUCCAAUGUCUUCUCCAAUUUCGACCAGAUUCAGAUCCAGGAGUUCAAGGAGGCUUUCACUAUUAUGGACCAAAACAGAGAUGGUAUCAUCAAUAGGGAAGAUUUGAGAGGCACCUUCGCUGCUCUGGGUCGCGUGAAUGUUAAGAACGAGGAGCUGGAUGCGAUGUUGAAGGAGGCCGCUGCACCGAUCAACUUCACCAUCUUCCUCACAAUGUUCGGGGAGAAGCUGAAAGGUGCUGAUCCAGAAGAAACAAUUCUCAAUGCUUUUAAGAUUUUUGACCCAGAAGGCAAAGGACAUAUCAAAGCAGAUUACUUCAAACAAAUGCUGCAGACCCAAGCAGACCGAUUUAAUGACGAGGAGUGUAAGCAGAUGUUUGGUGCCUUCCCUCCUGAUGUUUUGGGGAAUCUUGACUACAAAAGUCUCUGCUAUAUCAUCACUCAUGGUGAAGAGAAGGACUAAGAGCAAAGGAACUCUCCUUGCAAGAUGAAGAAUGGAGUUGGGGGCCAAAUAACUUUCCUUCCUAGCAAUUAAUGAUUAGAAACUAUCUCAUUAAACCCUGGAAUUCACCAAUGACUUGUGGAACCAUUGUGUUUUAUAUGUUGACUUCCAAUAUUCUGAUGUUGACUUAUGGUUCUGGCUAUGUAAUUUUUUUGUAACUUGGUUUACACUUUGGUCAUAACUCCAGCUCCAUUGUAAUAAAUAUCUUCUGCUUGCACCAUU
Messenger RNA from Amblyraja radiata (thorny skate), 873 nucleotides. RefSeq names its product myosin regulatory light chain 2, ventricular/cardiac muscle isoform-like. Gene Ontology annotation, molecular function: calcium ion binding. The record is from RefSeq and is a predicted model, not a curated record. Lineage: Eukaryota; Metazoa; Chordata; Chondrichthyes; Rajiformes; Rajidae. Bases 112 to 612 code for a protein of 166 amino acids. The transcript is spliced from 7 exons.